This is a messenger RNA of Coccomyxa subellipsoidea C-169, 1650 nucleotides long. RefSeq names its product SAPS-domain-containing protein. Gene Ontology annotation, molecular function: protein phosphatase regulator activity; protein phosphatase binding. The coding region runs from base 1 to 1650 and encodes 549 amino acids. The transcript has 8 exons. Lineage: Eukaryota; Viridiplantae; Chlorophyta; Trebouxiophyceae; Coccomyxaceae. The record is from RefSeq and is a predicted model, not a curated record.
AUGUUUUGGAAAGUAGCGGGCUACUCGCAGCCCUCUCCUCUGGAGGCCAUCCUUGACAUGGAUGGGUUCAGCCUGGAGGAUGUGCUGGACGAGGCAGACCUGAUACAGGAGUGCAAAAGCCUAAAUGGGCGGCUGGUCAACUUUCUGAAGGACCCCUCCACAGUCCGGUCCCUGCUGAGCUACCUCGUGGACAUGCCUGGCCCAGGUGCGGAUGAGAAGCAGCACUUCAAGUACGCCUUCACGUCGUGCGAAGUGCUCUGCUGCGAGGUGGACCAGAUAUACAGCGCCUUGCUGGACGAGGAGGAGCUCGUGGCCAAGCUCUUCUCCUUCCUGGACGCCCCCCGGCCACUAAAUCUGACCAAGGCGGGGUACUUUGCGCGCGUAGUGCUGUGCCUGCUCAUCAAGCGCGCGUCGGAAGUGCUGAGCUUUCUGGAGGCGCACCCGGCCAUCAUCGAGCGGCUCGUGGAGCACAUCGACACUACCUCCAUUGCCGAGGUGCUUUGCUCGACGAUGGGCGCGGACGACCGAACGAACAGCGGCAUGAGCGCCGCGCAGCUGACGUGGCUGGCCGACACGCGGCUCAUGCCCGAGCUGCUUGCGCGGCUGGCGCCCGAGGCCGGCUUGGAUGCGCAGAAGAAUGCAGCCAGCGUGCUCGUCGCCAUAGCGCGCACACCGCUGGCCGCGCCGCUCGCGCAGUCCUUCCUCGCGCCGCACUUCCUGCAGAAGCUUCUCGACUGCGCCUUCGUGCCCUUUAUUGCGCGCAUUGUGCAGGUGCUGGACGUAUUGAUAGCCUUGCUCAAGCCAAGGCUGGCCACUGAGAGGUGGACUAGGCAGGACGGCACGCAGCACGUGGAUGCCUCGCAAGAGCUGGACUCCAGCAUCAAGCAGGGCAUGGUGAAGCAGCUGCCGAGGCUGGUGGGGCUGCUGGAAGGGGGACUGGGGGGAGAGGAGGGAACGGCGCAGGAGACGCCGUUUGGCCGGCUGGCACCGCCGCUGGGCAGCGCGCGGCUGAAAGCGGUGGAGGCGAUCUACGCGCUGCUGGCCAUGGGCGACCCGGCAGCUGAGGAGGGAGUCAUGGAGUCCGGCGUGGCCAUCCGCUGCCUUGAUCUGUUCACGCAGUUCCCCUUCAAUAACCUGCUCCACCACAGGGUGGCGGGGCUCAUAGUGACGGCGCUGGAGAGGGGGAGUGACCGGCUGCUGCAGCAUCUCAUAGGCCCUGGGCAGCUCAUACACUGGCUCACUAGCGCCCCCGAGCACCGGGGGGACCUGCGGGCAGGCUACAUAGGGCACUUGACGGCGCUGGGGAAUAAACUGGGGGAGCUGGCGGGGCAACGAGAGCUGAUAGCAUCGGCGCUGGCGGGCAGCACGGAGUGGUCGAUCUGGCUCCAGAAGGUUCUGCAGCCGCGCAACGAGCGUGAAAACGUGCACCGGUGGGCGUGCGGCCGCCCUUCGCAGCAGGACCUCGUGCAGCGGGGCAACUCGGCCGAUGACUCCAUGCUGGAGGAUCUGGAAGGCUUGCCGGGGGACGUUGCUGGGGGCCGCGCGGUGCACUCGCACCGAUACGCCGGCUUUGACAACGGCGACGAGGACAGUGAUGACGAUGAUGACCUCGGCAGAGCCUUUGAGUCGGUGAGUCACCCCGUUGCUUGA